AGCAGGCAGAAAUGGGCACCCUGCGCGACCUCCAGUACGCGCUCCAGGAGAAGAUCGAGGAGCUGCGCCAGAGGGACGCGCUCAUCGACGAGCUGGAGCUGGAGCUCGACCAGAAGGACGAGCUCAUCCAGAGGCUGCAGAACGAGCUGGACAAAUACCGCUCCAUCAUCAAGCCGGCGACCCAGCAGGUCCACAAGCAGACCGAGCUGCAGGAGCAGCAGCGCACCAAGAGGCAGGCGAUUUCUGCCGAACCCACCGCCUUCGACAUCCAGGAGCUCAGCCAUGUCACCCUGCCUUUCUACCACAAAAGCCCGCAGUCCAAGGAUUUGAUCAAAGAAGCUAUCUUAGACAACGACUUCAUGAAGAACUUGGAGUUGUCACAGAUCCAAGAGAUUGUGGACUGCAUGUACCCUGUGGAGUACGGAAAGGACAGCUGCAUCAUAAAGGAAGGCGAUGUGGGCUCACUGGUCUACGUCAUGGAAGAUGGGAAGGUGGAGGUGACAAAGGAGGGCCUGAAGCUCUGCACCAUGGGGCCGGGGAAGGUGUUCGGAGAGCUGGCUAUUCUCUACAACUGCACCAGGACUGCCACUGUCAAGACUUUAACAAAUGUGAAGCUGUGGGCCAUCGACCGACAAUGCUUUCAGACGAUCAUGAUGAGGACGGGGCUCAUUAAGCACACGGAGUACAUGGAGUUUCUGAAAAGUGUCCCCACAUUUCAUGACCUACAGGAGGAUAUCCUGAGCAAGCUUGCUGAUGUCCUUGAGGAGACACAUUAUGAAGCUGGAGAGUACAUCAUCAGACAGGGGGCCAGAGGAGACACCUUCUUCAUUAUCAGUAAGGGGAAGGUUAAUGUGACCAGAGAAGACUUGCCCAACGGAGAGCCCGUCUACCUCCGCAGCCUCGGGAAAGGAGACUGGUUUGGAGAGAAAGCAUUACAAGGGGAGGACAUCAGGACAGCCAGCGUCAUCUCAGCAGAGGCAGUCACCUGUCUAGUCAUAGAUCGAGAUUCAUUCAAGCACUUGAUUGGAGGUUUGGAGGAUGUGUCCAGUAAAGGCCAUGAAGAUGCUGAUGCAAAAGCCAAGUACGAGGCAGAGAAUGCAUUUUUCUUCACUCUUAACCUGGCCGACUUUAACAUCAUCGACACUCUGGGGGUUGGGGGUUUCGGACGUGUUGAGUUGGUUACACUACUUUCCCAGGUUCAACUCAAAAGCGACGAGAACAAGACCUUUGCCAUGAAGAUCCUGAAGAAGCGGCACAUUGUCGACACGAGGCAGCAGGAGCACAUUCGUUCAGAGAAGCUCAUCAUGCAAGAGGCCCACUCUGAUUUUAUUGUUAGACUAUAUAGAACCUUCAAAGACAGUAAAUACCUCUACAUGUUGAUGGAAGCGUGUUUAGGAGGAGAACUGUGGACCAUCCUUCGAGACCGAGGCUCUUUUGAAGACUCAACCACCAGGUUUUAUACAGCCUGCGUGGUGGAGGCCUUUGCUUAUCUGCAUUCCAAAGGUAUCAUCUACCGAGACCUGAAACCAGAAAACCUUAUAUUGGACCACAGGGGUUAUGCCAAACUGGUGGACUUUGGCUUUGCGAAAAAGAUUGGGUUUGGGAAAAAAACAUGGACCUUCUGUGGGACACCAGAGUAUGUAGCACCGGAGAUCAUUCUGAACAAGGGUCACGACAUCUCAGCCGACUACUGGUCUCUGGGGAUCCUCAUGUUUGAGCUUUUAACUGGCAGUCCUCCAUUCUCUGGGCCUGAUCCAAUGAAAACUUACAACAUUAUUCUGAGAGGUAUUGACAUGAUUGAAUUCCCAAAGAAAAUUACCAAAAACGCUGCCAACCUAAUCAAAAAGCUAUGCAGGGAUAAUCCUUGUGAAAGACUGGGAAACUUGAAAAAUGGUGUCAAAGACAUCCAAAAGCACAAAUGGUUUGAAGGCUUUAACUGGGAGGGUUUGAAGAAGGGGACGUUGACGCCUCCUAUUAUUCCUAAUGUCACGUCACCAGUUGACACAAGUAACUUCGACAGCUUCCCUGAGGACAACGAAGACCCGCCUCCAGACGACAACUCCGGCUGGGAUGUUGAUUUUUGAAAUCCGCUUCGCCACUUAAAACCAAAAGAAACUCUUCUUUUGUUUGGCUUUGGAUGGCCAUUUUGAGGACGUGAUCAGUUGUUGAAAAAUAAACUGCAUUACAUUUUUUUUUAAAGAUGAUAUCGAAAAGAUGCUAAACAAGAUGGAUGGCAAACCCUCUGGGUCACCGAAAUGCCUUUCUCUUCCCCACUGUGGCUCUGGAUAAAGCAUUUUCUAAUGGGACCGCUGUAGCACUCCUUCAGUGUUGUCUUACACUCAAGUUUAUAGGCAAAAGCAACGAUAGUGCAGGGAUACACAGACAUACACACACAACAGAGGCUG
Molecule: messenger RNA, 2405 nt
Organism: Nematolebias whitei (Rio pearlfish)
Lineage: Eukaryota; Metazoa; Chordata; Actinopteri; Cyprinodontiformes; Rivulidae
Product: cGMP-dependent protein kinase 1
Exons: 18
Coding region: 12-2084 (690 amino acids)
Biological process (GO): protein phosphorylation
Molecular function (GO): cGMP-dependent protein kinase activity; ATP binding
Source: RefSeq, a predicted model, not a curated record